CAACAUGAACAUAGUACAGAUCUAUGCCCCAACAAACGAUGCCUCGGAUGAUGACAAGGAUGCUUUUUACAGCCGGCUCCAGGGGGUCAUCGACAAACUACCAAGGAAAGAUGUCAACAUCAUGAUGGAAGAUGCUAAUGCCAAGAUUGGGCAGGACAACGUAGGUUAUGAGGGAAUCAAGGGACAACACGGCCUGGGACAAAUGAAUGAGAACGGGGAGCGAUUCCCAAAUCUCUGUGCUUUCAACAGUCUUGUCAACGGAGGCUCUGUUUUUCCCCAUAACAAGAUCCACAAGGCUACUUGGGCUGGUUUUCGGAAAAAUCGGUCAACCACGGACCAGAUUGCUACCCUGAGGAUCAUAAUGGAACAGUCCCUGGAGUGGAACUCCCAGUUGAUCAUCAACUUUCUAGACUAUGAGAAGGCAUUUGACAGCAUAGACCGAGCAACACUCACGAACAUGGAACUUGUCAUGAGCAUGAUAGCCAAAACGCUUCCCUGCAUUCAUGACUUUUUGUAUCCAAUGGAUUGUGUAUCCUCCUGA
Messenger RNA from Aplysia californica (California sea hare), 541 nucleotides. RefSeq lists its product as uncharacterized. Bases 5 to 541 code for a protein of 178 amino acids. The record is from RefSeq and is a predicted model, not a curated record. Lineage: Eukaryota; Metazoa; Mollusca; Gastropoda; Aplysiida; Aplysiidae. The transcript is spliced from 3 exons.